GGUCAGCUUCAGCAGCGUCCUCAGGAAAAUAUUCGCUACUUUCUCUCUGGAAACUGAAGAAACUCGCGCUGAGGACGGAUGAAUGGUGUUCAGUAGAGUUUCACCUUACACACCGCGUGGAAAGAGCCGAGCGGGUCACCCGCAGCAGUAUAUAAAGGCGCUCGUUAACCUAACGCUACCACUUUUUUGUGUUAUUAUACAAGCUAACACGUGAGCUAAAGACAUUUAGCCCACUCUUUCUCAUCUUUCUCACAGGAAACAGUGUUCAGCCAAUCUGUUCGCCUCUCUCGCCGUUUACUGUUACAAAUACAACAACCAAAACUCUGACAAACUUAAAGCAAACUUGCUUGUUUUUCAUUACAACCCGUUUAUAAGUGACUUCGAAACUUGUGGAGUUCUAACAUGUAGUAAACUAAGGGGUUGUCUCCUUGUUUGGCUACAAUGGAGGCGUGUGUGAGGCUUUUGUGUCGUGAGAGUCCGCUGACAGUAUCUACGAGAUGCUGGACCCGGAGAACUUUCACGCUGAAGAGGUCAAGAUCACCUUUCACACGCCCUCUGUCUGUUCGCCAUUCACCGCUAGUGUGGGGAGGAAAACACCGCGGUGUCGGUCCGGGGGAGGCACUCAAACACAGCUCUCUCUUCUGUCGUGGCAGAGUUACAGAUGCUUCCCAUGCAGCGGCGCUGUCCAGUGUGGCCCCUGAAUUCGUUGUGAUGAAAUUUGAGCCAGAUGGGAAUGUCACUUCAUUUGAGAAAAAGAAAACAGAGUUCUAUCAGGAACUUGGCUUGCAGGCAAGAGACUUGAGAUUCCAGCACCUCACCAGCAUCACAUCACGAAAUAAUACGAUCAUUAUUCGCAUGGAGUCCCUAAAAGCUGUAGUUACUCCGGACUGUUUGCUGGUGCUAGAUUUUCGUGGACUGGGUCUGGAGAAGUGGCUGGUUUUGGAGCUGGGGCCACAGUUAGCUGGGGAUGGAGCCUUGGCCACUUACUCACUACCUUUUGAGUUCAGAGCCUUGGAGGCCAUUCUGCAGCACAGGAUAAACACACUCCGGGCAAGGCUAAAUGAAGUUCAGCCUCAGAUCCUGGACUGUCUGGAGUCAUUAGUGGACCCAAAGCUUCUGUCAGCAGACCGCAGUAAACUACACAUGCUUCUACUCAACAGUAAGAGCCUUUCUGAACUGGAGACUGACAUAAAAGUAUUUAAGGACAGCCUGUUGAAAAUCUUGGAUGAGGAUGAGUUGAUUGAGGAGCUGUGUCUUACCAAGUGGACCGACCCCCGUGUGUUUGAGCAGAGCAGUUUAGGCAUAGAUCAUGCUCACGAGAUGGAGUUGCUCCUGGAGAAUUAUUUUAUGCAGGCUGAGGAACUUGGAAAUAAAACACGGGAGCUGAAGGGGCUCAUUGACGACUCGGAGAGUGUCAUCUUCAUCAAUCUGGACAGUCAUCGAAAUGUGAUGAUGCGCCUGAACCUCCAGCUCACAAUGGGAACCUUCUCCCUGUCCUUAUUUGGCCUGAUGGGUGUGGCCUUUGGCAUGAAUUUGGAGUCUUCCUUUGAAGAAGAUCCACGUGUAUUUUGGUUGGUGACUGGAUUUAUGUUCCUAGGCAGUGGCCUUAUCUGGAGACGUUUGCUGUCCUUCUUGGGGCGACAUUUAGAGCCCACAUCUCCACCUCCAAUCCCACCUGUUUGGAGGAAAAACCAGAUCGGCACCUUAAAAGGGACAGAGAUAAAACCUGGAGUAAGAUGAUAGUGUGACCACAGCAUCGCUCUCUCUCUCUCUCUCUCUCUCUCUCUCUCUCUCUCUCUCUCUCUCUCUCUCUCGCUCUCUCUCUCGCUCUCUCUCUCUCGUUCUCUCUCUCGUUCUCUCUCUCGCUCUCUCUCUCGCUCUCUCUCUCGUUCUCUCUCUCGUUCUCUCUCUCGCUCUCUCACUCUUUCUCGCUCUCUCUUUCACUCUCUCUCGCUCCUUUUUCUGGGAACUUUCUGUUAACAGUACAUUUUGCUUCAGUAAAUGUGUUGUUUGAGGGUGAUUUUAUGCUAAUAUGGGAAAAGCAAAAAUAAUGGGAACACCAAAUGAAAUGUUUUAAGCACUAACGUUUCAUUUAAAAGGCAACAGGCUAAGCUUUAAAUGUUGAGGUUGAGAGAAAUGGUUCCUUCAUAGACACAACUUUAGUUUUGUAGUAAUAUUUAUGAUGCUACUCGAAACCUUAAAAUCAACACUGCUCCUUACUGCAUCAUAUUGUACUUGACAUUUCUGGUAUACCACUAAAUUAUUCAAACAAUAUAUGGCACAUUAUACACAUUUAGAAGACAACGUGAAUCACCUCUUCAUUUGUUUGUGUGUCUGUUUUGUUUACUGUAUGGGUGACUAAGCAGGUAUCGAUUUUUAAUGUUACAUUUGUCACACUGAGUUUGCUUGACAGAUCUCCUAGUGUGUUCUGUGCUACUCACUCUGUCAUGAUCAUGACUGUGAUAUUAGAGACACACAGUGCUUACCUCUUAUUCACAUUGAGACAUGUUGCAUCAUCUGUUGUCAUGCUCAGCUGCUUCUGUGUAUAUAUACUAUAGAAUGGAAGACCCAUGCUAAUGGCUACAUAGUUUUAAAAAUAAAAUAUUUGAAUUUACA
Molecule: messenger RNA, 2616 nt
Organism: Pygocentrus nattereri (red-bellied piranha)
Lineage: Eukaryota; Metazoa; Chordata; Actinopteri; Characiformes; Serrasalmidae
Gene: mrs2
Product: magnesium transporter MRS2
Exons: 11
Coding region: 442-1740 (432 amino acids)
Biological process (GO): mitochondrial magnesium ion transmembrane transport
Cellular component (GO): mitochondrial inner membrane
Molecular function (GO): magnesium ion transmembrane transporter activity
Source: RefSeq, a predicted model, not a curated record